AUGGCAGCUCUGCUACAAGUCUUUUUCCAAGAAGAAAGUAGUAGUGUUGGUGAUUUUAGAGACGCAUUCGCCAUGGAAAACAAGCGUUACUUUGGGUUAGAUGAAGUUAUCAGUCUUUCCAAGAACCUGAAUACCACCAAUUCAAGAAUUGAACCCCACAACCAAGAAAACCAAAUUGAAACUAUUCCAAACACACCACUGAUGGUUGUAGAACAUGAGGAGAAGAAGAAGGCGAGAUACUCGAUGCUAAGUUCAAGUACUGAUCAGUCAGGCAACGCGUUUGCUAACCGUGGGAAGAAAACUGAAACACAUGAAUUAUUGGCUGAGGAAUUGUGGAAGGCGGAUCAAUGGAGAUGGAAAAAGCAUGGGUCGAAUCAAACUGGAAAGAAGUACUAUACGUGUAAUGAAGUUGAAGAUUGUCCAGCAAAGAGACAUGUUGAGGAAAGCUCAAAAGAUCCAAACAGGGUGAUCGUAACUUACAAAGGCCAACACAAUCACCCUCCUCCCAAGUCCUAA
Molecule: messenger RNA, 516 nt
Organism: Solanum tuberosum (potato)
Lineage: Eukaryota; Viridiplantae; Streptophyta; Magnoliopsida; Solanales; Solanaceae
Product: probable WRKY transcription factor 33
Exons: 1
Coding region: 1-516 (171 amino acids)
Biological process (GO): regulation of DNA-templated transcription
Molecular function (GO): sequence-specific DNA binding; DNA-binding transcription factor activity
Source: RefSeq, a predicted model, not a curated record